AUGAAAGCUGUAGUACCUGAAAUUGCAUGGCAUAACAAAAGUCCAGUUUUUUCGAUAGAUAUUCAAUCAACCUACAAUAAAGGAUUUUAUCGUGCUGCAACAGGUGGAGGUGACUCUCAUAUUGUGGUUUGGCAUUUGGUUAUAAAUGAAGAAACUAAUGAAAUAGCUGCCAAUUUUGUUGCUGAUUUAGAAAGGCAUAUCAAAGCUGUCAAUGUUGUCAGAUUUUCACCUAAUGGAGAAUAUUUAGCUUCAGGAGAUGAUGAUGCUGUAAUAAUAAUAUGGGCUAUUAAGGAAGCUAAUUCAAGCAGUAACAAUUUCAACAAUGAUAACAUCAAUAAAGAAAAUUGGAUGUCUAUAAAAACACUUAGAGGACAUAAGGAUGACAUAUACGAUAUUUGUUGGUCACCUUCGUCGAAUGAAUUAUUAAGCGGCUCUGUAGAUAAUACGGCUAUAAUUUGGAAUGUUGAAAAUAGUAAAAGCAUAGGAGUUUUAGGAGAACACAAUGGAUUUGUUCAAGGUGUAGCUUGGGAUCCGAAUAACAAAUGUGUUGCUACUCUUAGCUCAGAUAGAGCAAUGAGAAUAUUUAAUGCCAAUUCGAAAAAAAUAAUUGCCAAAGUUACAAAAGGAAAAUUUAAUUCGAAUGGGGAUGAUAGUAUUAGAUUAUUUCACGAUGAUACUGUCAAAUCGUUUUUUAGAAGGCUUAAUUUUUCACCAGAUGGAAAUUUAAUAUUUGUACCUUGUGGUAUUUUUAUGGAUAAUGAAAAUGAAGCAAAACAACCUAUUAAUGUUACUUAUAUUUUUUUAAAAUCGAAACCAGACAGGCCAAUUCUUCAUCUACCAUCCCCCGAUGAAUAUACAAUCGCUGUUAAAUGCUGUCCAAUUUUAUUUGAAUUGCAUCCAGGAGAAUCAAAUUUGUUUUCUCUACCUUAUCGAAUGAUUUUUGCCAUUGCCAGCAGAAAAUCGAUUGUCUUGUAUGAUACACAGCAAACUGUUCCCUUUGCCUUUGUCACUGACAUUCAUUACGCCACGCUUACUGACAUUUCCUGGUCUUCCGAUGGAAGAUUGUUAAUAGCUUCUUCUUCUGAUGGUUAUUGCACAAUUAUCACUUUCAACAAAGAAGAAUUAGGAAUUCCAUAUUCUGAAAGUAACCUUGAAGAAUUGGGCGUUGAAAUUUUGGAAAAGAGUUUGGAGGAAAAGGAAGGGUUAAAUUGUUCAUCGAAAAGUAACGAGGUUAUCGUACUCGACAACAGCAUACAAGAAAAAUCUACCCCCGCAUCAAAUGGUGUUGAUAAUAAUGGAAAAAAUGAUCGUCCCGUAUUUGUAUUAAAAGUAAAAAGAAAAGAAAAAGUUGUUGAUAGUGUUAAAGAAGUGGAAAAAAUGGAAGUCGACGACGAACCCGUUGUGUUAUCAGAACGUGAUACAAAUUCUCCCGAGGGAAAACCUUCUACGUCUACAAAUCCAUCAACAUAA
Molecule: messenger RNA, 1470 nt
Organism: Pediculus humanus corporis (human body louse)
Lineage: Eukaryota; Metazoa; Arthropoda; Insecta; Psocodea; Pediculidae
Product: Chromatin assembly factor 1 subunit B, putative
Exons: 8
Coding region: 1-1470 (489 amino acids)
Biological process (GO): DNA replication-dependent chromatin assembly; nucleosome assembly
Cellular component (GO): CAF-1 complex; nucleus
Molecular function (GO): protein binding
Source: RefSeq, a predicted model, not a curated record